Molecule: messenger RNA, 246 nt
Organism: Hydatigera taeniaeformis
Lineage: Eukaryota; Metazoa; Platyhelminthes; Cestoda; Cyclophyllidea; Taeniidae
Source: the annotation of a GenBank genome assembly
AUGCCUUUCGACUACCUAGGCUUCACUAACCGAGAAACAGUGCAGCAGGUAGAGCGCGGCUAUCGGAUGCCAAAUCCGAACACACCAAAACAGCCGUGUCCGGAUGAUCUCUACGAAAUCAUGAUGCAGUGUUGGUCAGCACGACCAGAGGACCGACCCACCUUCCACAACCUCUACGACAUCUUCGAUAACUGGGCCGUCCAGACGGAGGGCCAGUACAUCUCUGAUGGAGCGCAAAACACUUGA